AUGCUACAAAGCACAGAUGUACCCGGCAACUCGCCGCUGACUCAGUUACAGGUGAUUAUCCAGGGAGAUCCAGGUGACUACUUCUACGUGGUGGAAAAAGGAUCCUUCGACGUCUUUGUAAAUCCCGCUGGCUCGCUGCAGCCUGGAUCAGAAGGCCUGGGACAGAAAGUCGGCACUAUUGAGGCCGGCGGCUCCUUCGGCGAGCUGGCUCUGAUGUAUAACGCACCUCGCGCCGCCACAGUCAUUUCCGCCGAACCGAACUCUACAUUAUGGGCCUUGGACCGUCUGACAUUCCGUCGUAUUCUUAUGGAGUCGACUUUCGCGCGCCGGCGUAUGUACGAGAGCUUCCUUGAGGAGGUUCCUGUGCUGUCUACUCUGACGCCGUAUGAGCGAUCCAAGAUUGCCGAUGCGUUAGAGACUCAGAAGUAUCCGCCCGGAACAGAAAUCAUUCGCGAGGGCGAUCCUGGCACAGAUUUCUUCCUCCUCGAGAGCGGCGAAUGCGAUGCAUACAAGACUGGCAACCCUAAUUCCGUGAAACACUAUGCUAGGGGCGACUUUUUUGGUGAACUCGCUCUACUGAACGAUGCUCCCCGCUUGGCUAGCGUUGUUAGCAAAACUGAAGUCAAGGUUGCUGCGCUGGGCAAGUCAGCCUUCCAGAGACUACUUGGCCCAGUGGAGAGCAUCAUGAGGAGGACCAAGUACGAAGGCGUCAAGUCUGGUGUUGAGGAGAUGGAUCCGCUGCAAGCGGCAUAG
This is a messenger RNA of Phaeoacremonium minimum UCRPA7, 753 nucleotides long. RefSeq names its product putative camp-dependent protein kinase regulatory subunit protein. The transcript has a single exon. The coding region runs from base 1 to 753 and encodes 250 amino acids. NCBI's taxonomy places the organism in Eukaryota, Fungi, Ascomycota, Sordariomycetes, Togniniales, Togniniaceae. Gene Ontology annotation, cellular component: nucleus. The record is from RefSeq and is a predicted model, not a curated record.